AUGCCAGAGCCCGAAAAGAAAGAUGAGACGGCAAAUGGCCAGCCUGAAGAAAGUGUUACACCAGACAGUAACGGUGCCCCGCUCCAACCUGCGAUUUCCUUGGAGGUCUCUCCACCCCCAGAUGACGACGCCAUCACAGCAACUACUUUGCCCCCACUGUCCUCUGGAGAGGAAGCCAAUACACUCAAGAAACUCUCAAUUGAGCUGCCUAAUGAUAGCGUCCCUGUUACAUCCAUGGGGAGAAAAGACUCAGUGUGGUCUUUGGGUGAGUCCCAGCCUGCGGAGGAAGUGGACAAGCCCAUCGAGACCCCCACCUCCUCCCUGCUCACGCUGAAGCCUGUAAGCGGCACAGUGACCGUGGGUGGUGAUAUAACCUUUGUCGCAAAAGUGGAGGCCAAAGACCUUCUGCGCAAACCCACUGUGAAGUGGUUUAAGGGAAAAUGGAUGGACUUGGCCAGCAAGACAGGGAAGCACUUGCAGCUCAAAGAGACAUUUGACCGCAAUGCCAAGGUCUAUACAUUUGAGAUGCAAAUCAUCAAGGCCAAGGAGAACUACGCGGGCAAUUACAGGUGCGAAGUCAGCCUCAAGGACAAGCUUGACAGCUGCUCCUUCGACCUGGAAGUGAAAGAAGCUGGGGGAUCACAAAGUAUUGAUAUUCGAUCCGCUUUCAAAAGGAGCACUGAAGGCCAAGAAGAUGCAGGGGAGCUUGACUUUAGCGCUCUCCUUAAACAUAGAAAUCAAAGGGAACAUAAACAGCAGGACGACACUCCGGAGGUGGACGUGUGGGAGAUCCUCAAGAAUGCCCGUCCGGAUCAGUACGAGAAGAUUGCCUUCAUGUACGGUAUCACGGAUCUGAGAGGCCUGUUGCGCAGAAUGAAGAAGAUUCCCAAAGAGGAGAAGAAGAGCGAAGCUUUUGCAAAGAAGUUGGACCCUGCGUACCAGGUGGAUAAAGGUGGCAAGAUCCGCCUGGCCGUCGACUUGACUGACCCUACGGUUGACCUGAAGUGGUACAAAAAUGGACAUGAGAUCCGUCCCAGUCCCAAUCAAAGGAAGUACAUAUUUGAGCACAAGGGUACCCAAAGGAUCCUUGUUAUCAACAACUGUGCCCUGAAUGAUGACGCAGCGUAUUCUGUGGCGGCAGGGGACGAGAAGUGCUCCACGGAACUGUUUGUCAAAGAAUUGCCAGUGAAGAUUGUUAAAGGCCUUGAGCCUGUGACGACCACGGUGAAUGAGAGGAUCGAGUUGAUGUGUGAGGUAACAGAGGAAGGUGCACCAGUCAAAUGGAUGAAGAAUGGUGUGGAGAUUCCUACAGGGGUUCGAUCCAGAUAUAGAGUCAAGUGUGAGGGAAACAAACACUAUCUUGUGAUCGAUGAUGCCUCCCUGGAAGAUACCGGGACUUAUUCAAUCAUGGCUUCUGGUGGCUCAUCCGAAGCUCAUGUCCAGGUUGAUUUGAAACCCCUGAAGAUCCAUGGAGACCUGCAGGAUACAAAGGUGAUGCUGGGCAAGCCAUUAAAGCUGCAGUGCGAGAUAUCUCCAGGCAACGUCCCGGGCCGAUGGUACAGAAAUGGACAGCUGAUACAACCCAACGACCGCAUCAACAUCACACAUAAAAAUAGGGUUCACGAGCUUUCAAUUGAAACGAGCUCCCUUCACGAUUCAGGAGAUUACACUUUUGUACCUGAGGGGUACUCGCAUAGCCUUUCUGCCAAGGUUCAUGUCAUAGACCCUCCCAAAGUUCACUUGGAGGGUUUGAACUUUGUAGACAACACUGUAACAGUUAUUGCUGGAAACAAAAUGCGCUUGGAGAUCCCCAUAAGUGGAGAACCAGUCCCCAAGGUGGUGUGGAUGAAAGGUGAAAGGGUCAUUUUGGAGUCCGGAAAUCGUGUCAGAGCUGAAACAUAUGUUGACCAGACUACCCUGACAAUUGAAAUCACGGAGCGCGAAGACACAGGCAAUUACAAACUAGUCCUUCAAAAUGAGGCCGGUGAGGCAUCAGCAAGCAUCAAACUGAAGGUUGUAGACAUCCCUGAUUCUCCCGAUGCUCCUUUGGUUCCUGUGAUUGGAGGUGAUUGGUGCUCUAUGACAUGGGAGCCACCCAAAUACGAUGGGGGUUCACCAAUCUUAGGCUACUACAUUGAGAGAAAAAAGAAGCAGAGCUCAAGAUGGAUGAGAAUUAAUUUUGACCUGAUCAAAGAGACAACAUACGAACCCAAGAAGAUGAUUGAAGGCGUGCCUUAUGAAGUGCGGAUAUUUGCAGUCAAUGCAAUUGGAGUGUCGAAGCCUAGUGAACCAUCCAAAGCCUUUACCCCUCUUGCUGUGACCAGUGAGCCCACAAUGCUGGUGGUGGAUGACGUGACUGACACAACAGUGACCGUCAAGUGGCGUCCUCCAGAGACAAUUGGAGCUGCUGGACUUGACGGGUAUUUAGUGGAGUACUGCCUUGAAGGAUCUGAAGAGUGGAUCCCAGCCAACACCGAACUGAUAGACAAAACCAGAUACACGAUCAAAGGCCUGACACCCGAGACCAAAGUCUUCAUUCGAGUCAAGGCUGUCAACGCUGCUGGAGCCAGUGCUCCAAGAAAUACUCAGCACGCAGUUCUUGUCAAGGAGGUUAUCGAACCACCCAAGAUCCGUGUCCCCCGUCACCUGAAGCAGACUUACACGAAAAGAGUCGGGGAAGCAGUCAACCUUGUGGUGCCGUUCAUGGGCAAACCUAGGCCGAAGGUCACCUGGCUGAAGGAUGGUCAACCUAUAGAUCCUGCCCAUGUGAGCAUCCGUAAUUCCGACUGUGACAGCAUCAUCUUUAUCAGAAAAGCAGAGCGUAGCCACUCCGGGAAGUACCACAUGAAUGUGCAGGUAGAAAGCCAUGUGGAUUCAGCAGAUAUGGACAUACAAGUCAUAGACCUGCCUGGGCCUCCCCAGACAGUGACAAUUGAAGAUGUCUGGGGAGAAAAUGUAUCUCUGUCCUGGACCCCCCCAAAAGAUAAUGGCAAUGCCGCUAUAACAGGCUACACCAUUCAAAAGGCAGACAAGAAGACAAUGGAAUGGUACACAUGCAUCGAGCACUACCAUCGCAACUCUAUCGCCAUCACCGAACUAGUAGUCGGGAACGAGUACUACUUUAGGAUCUUUUCUGAGAACAUGUGUGGACUUAGCGAGUCGGCCACCCAAACCAAGAAAAGCGCCUUAAUUGUCAAAGAAGACAUGAAGGUGAAAAUCUUUGAUUAUAAUGACCACGACUUCAAUGAGGCUCCCAAGUUCACGCAGCCGCUCAUCAACACAUUUGGCAUCGCUGGCUACAACACCACCCUCAACUGCAGCGUUCGUGCACACCCUAAGGCUAAAGUGACCUGGAUGAAGAACAAGAUCAUCAUUGGUGAUGACCCGCGCUACCGCAUGUUCAGCAACCAGGGUGUGUGCACGCUGGAGAUCAGGAAACCCAGCCCUUACGACGGGGGCAUGUACACCUGCAGGGCCAUCAACGACUUGGGAGAAGCCCAGGUGGAGUGUAAGCUGGAGGUCAAAGGAGGGUUCACCUUCUACGAACUCAUGCAACGCGGCGUGCCCCUCCACCUGAUUGACAAGUACAUGACCGAGACGAAGGUUGUUGAACAAGACAAGUAG
Nerophis lumbriciformis (worm pipefish) is the source of this 3624-nucleotide messenger RNA. The record is from RefSeq and is a predicted model, not a curated record. NCBI's taxonomy places the organism in Eukaryota, Metazoa, Chordata, Actinopteri, Syngnathiformes, Syngnathidae.